Molecule: messenger RNA, 1855 nt
Organism: Sclerotinia trifoliorum
Lineage: Eukaryota; Fungi; Ascomycota; Leotiomycetes; Helotiales; Sclerotiniaceae
Source: the annotation of a GenBank genome assembly
GACAUCAAAAGGAAACGUUCAUUGUUAAACGGCCGCCUGUUUGUAGGGCCACUGGAAUCAUUCACCAUGAAAAUUAUCUCGAAUGUGUCUACCAUUGAAUGAAGACUAAUUAACACUUAUUUCUUUCGGGUACGAUCAUUCGUUGCAUUGUCUGCAACUUUCUUUUUUUGGACUUGGAGAGGUAGCAUCUGCCAGCAAAUGCAAACACAAACAUCGUAGCGGGUAAUGGCAGCGCAAGUUGCAGUUUGUUGUACGACCCAUCACUCUUGCUUACACCUGGAGCUCUUGGUACUACCACUGAUAGAACAUCUUCCCAAUAAAUUAGUAGAAUACCAAAGUCUUGGUGCUGUUACUAGUAGUUUCACAAGCCGCUAUUAUCUUUGGUGCCCUUUAUAACAGGCUUGCGGGACAAGACUUCCCAGAUAUCUCGUCUCCAGACUAUUCAUAUUCAUCUCCUUCACAUCCAUGCUCGAUAUAUGGAAAUUUGAAUCUACUCCAGGCUCUGAUUGAUCCAUUUAAGACAUCUCCGUUGAAAAAUCUUCGUCAUUUAUCAUUUAUCAAUCAAAGUCAAACAAAAUGUCUACAGGUACCCCUAUGGGAUCUUGUCCCCUGGGUGGUAAGUGGUAUGUUUCAUCCUUUUCGAGGAGUUCCAGUUGCUACUAAAUAAUUUAUACUUUCAGGUGGAUAUGUGAGGUACAGUCACCAACAUUUUUUGGAUGUUGCUUAAGCAAUCCAUGCAACGGAAUUGGUUGCCCUGAAAACGAUCUCACGGCUGCAGGAAUGGGAACGGCAGGUGGCCCCGAUGCUCCUGGCAACGAUGGAUCAUACUACCCAAAUGCCGAUUGUCCAAACGGAGGAGUUUGGUUCACUUGCUCUAAGCAGUCGCCGUCUUUCCAAGGUUGCUGUGCCAAUAGCAGUGGCUUUGAUCCAUGUCGUAACAACGGUUGUCCCAAUGACAGACUCUAUGCUGCGGCAUUUAAAACCGUUCCAGCUACAAUUCCCUCUAUUACUUCCUCGAAGAUUUCGUCUUCCCUAGCCUCAUCAUCUUCAACUUUAUCUUCAUUCAUCUCUUCACCUUCGGUUUCACCAUCUUCAACAACAAACCCCACUUUUGGCACCAGUUCCACGCCACAAAGUGCAUCAUCUCGGGCAUCAGCCACAACGAGUGCGACGGUGGAUCCGAUUGGACAUAAUUCAGAUCCAAAAUUACCCCUUGCUGCAAUUGUAGGAAGUGCUCUAGGUGGAGUCGUUGUUAUUCUACUUGUCCUGCUGAGUGUUUUUUGCUUUCAACGACGCAGAAAGAGAGCUCCGUCAGCAGGAUUAAUUGAACCAUAUUAUCAAGCCUCACAAGACAUUUCUAUGGCUAAAGGAACUCCGCCAUACUUUGUUUAUGAAUCCAGUCCUCCAGACGGCAAAGUUCUCCCAAAAGGUUAUUUUGACUCCUUCAAAAUGCAAAGAUUUCAUGUAUACUAAUUAUUCAGUAGGUUAUCGUCCGAUGUCCCAUACACCAUUUUCACCACCUCAAAGUCCUGCUCCACCAUACCAAUCAGCACCUCACUCCCCGGAGCUCUCUAAUUACCAUGAGAUUGACUCUACCAUUUUGAAUGAAGUGGAAUCCCCACCCCUGCAGCAACGGCAGUUUGCUUCUCUACCAGGGGCAGUGGAGAUGCCAGAUACUUCGGAAGAUAUUUGCCGCAGCAUUAAUUGUUGAAGUUAGGGCUUGCUAGGGCGUGAGAUGGAUUAAAAAAACGCUGGGACGUGUCCGGAGAAAUGAUGGAGUUUCUUUGAUUUCAUUGUCUAUUCGUUUCAGAUCUGCUUCAAGGAAAUCAUACAACUACGUUAUUAUUCACACAAG